This is a messenger RNA of Scomber japonicus (chub mackerel), 1140 nucleotides long. It is a transcript of the gene cln5, whose product is annotated as CLN5 intracellular trafficking protein. The record is from RefSeq and is a predicted model, not a curated record. NCBI's taxonomy places the organism in Eukaryota, Metazoa, Chordata, Actinopteri, Scombriformes, Scombridae. Bases 41 to 1027 code for a protein of 328 amino acids. Gene Ontology annotation, biological process: lysosome organization. Gene Ontology annotation, molecular function: hydrolase activity, acting on glycosyl bonds. The transcript is spliced from 4 exons. Gene Ontology annotation, cellular component: lysosome; lysosomal membrane.
UCGGAGGGUAGAAGAAUCAUGAGAAAGCUAUCUGUCUGACAUGAUGUCUCGCACCGAGGCGCUCCUGUGGUUAAACCUGCUCCUGGUUCUUCAUGUCGGGGCUCAGUUCAGGCGGCAGCAGUGGCCGGUUCCCUACAGACGUUAUGAUUAUCGCCCUGAUGUGGACCCAUACUGUAAAGCUGUCUACCCUUUCUGCCCCACCGGUGACCGGGAUGGACAGAUUCCCGGAAUGAGAGAGUGGGAUGUAAUAUCAGUUUAUCGACUGCAAACUCCUGUGUGGGAAUUCAAGUAUGGAGAUUUGCUGGGGAAGUUUCAUAUCAUGCAUGAUGCUAUUGGGUUCAGCAGUUAUGAGAUGGGGACCAACUACACCAUAGAGUGGUACGAGCUCUUUCAGCUGGGUAACUGCACCUUCCCUCACAUCAGACCAGAGGUGUACCCACCCUUCUGGUGCAACCAGGGAGCAGCCUGCUUCUUUGAAGGCAUCGAUGACUUACACUGGUCCCAAAAUGGCACGUUGGAGAAAAUAGGAGAAAUCAGUGGGGCCGAGUUCAAUUACUUGUCCCAGUGGAUCCAGGAAGACAACGAGACUGGGAUCUACUAUGAGACAUGGACAGUUGUUUCUGACCCCAGUCCUAAUGCUACGGUGUGGUUUGAGUCUUAUGAUUGCUCCCAGUUUGUCCACCGCACAUACAGGAAACUCACUGACAUGGGAGCUAAACUGUCCAGCCGAUCGCAAACCAACUACACCAAGAUCUACCUGUACAGCGGAGAGCCCACCUACCUCGGCAAUGACAGCGCCAUAUUUGGACAGCCUGCGUUGAAGAAUCUGGCCAUGGACAUCCGCAACUUUUACCACACAUUCAGACCACACCAGUCAUUUAUAGACUUUGCCAUCAGUCUGUUGGAGGCUUAUAAAAAGAUUACGAUGGAAAAGAGCUUCUACCUUUACUAUAACUUUGAGUACUGGCAUCUGCCGAUGAAGCCUCCAUAUGUGCAGAUUACAUAUGACGAGGUGCCUUUGCCUUAACCGUUCACUCGGACCAAAGGGUUAACAUCCAGGGUUACAAUUAAAAAUGAUCUUCAUUAUUGAUUCAUCUGGUGUUUUCUCUUUUGGUUAUGUGAUGGUACCAUGUCAAAAUG